Molecule: messenger RNA, 596 nt
Organism: Gopherus flavomarginatus (Mexican gopher tortoise)
Lineage: Eukaryota; Metazoa; Chordata; Testudines; Testudinidae
Product: periaxin-like
Exons: 3
Coding region: 1-399 (132 amino acids)
Source: RefSeq, a predicted model, not a curated record
AUGGGAAAAGGGGAGAGGAGUGUGGAGGAAGGGGUGCUGGAGAGGACAGAUGCUGGUGCCUGGGCUCCUGCCGGGCCGGACCUGCCCCGCGCCCACUACCCAGAGGAGCGCUGGCCUGACCUGCCUCGCGCCCAUUACCCGGAGGAGCGCUGCCCGGACCUGCCUCGCGCCCACUACCCAGAGGAACGCUGGCCGGACCUGCCCCACGCCCACUACCCCGAGGAGCGCUGGCUGGACUUGCCUCAGACCCGGUACCCGGAGGAACGUCGGCCUGACCUGCCGUGUGCCCGAUACCCCGAGGAGUGGCCUGAGCUUCCCCACGACCGGUACCCGGAGGAGCCGAUGGUCUGGGACCCCCCAGAUGAUGCUGGCAAGGACCAGUUACUUUCCAAAAUGUAGAGCCUACACCUCAAUCCCACAGAACAGUAUGUUAUCCAGUAGUGACAGAUCCCUAUGGCCAGCCACCUCCACCUGGGUUUGACUAUCUCGUCUCUUUGGUACCUGCCUGUUGUUAUGUUAGCACUUGGCAUCCCGCAAAUCCCUCCUAUGGUAAUCCUUCACAGUUCCAUAAUACUGUCAAUCCUAGGAUGAAUCAA